GGAGAGGGUGUGGACGGCAUCGAGAGCUUCCGGCUCCGCAGGGACCGGAUGCCCUGGGAAAGGGGGGCGCCCGCUUCCCGAGGCCCCGGGGUGUCUAGAGCCCCGACUUUCCGAUGCGUCCCCGUCUUCCCGGAUUGCAACUUGGACUAUCUCUGUUUCCCCCUUCCCUCGCCUCCCCAAUUAGGUUGACAGGCAGUAGGGGCCGCGGAUGUCUAUCCUGAGGGUAAGCUUCACCCUCCGUUCCGUCCGCGGCCUCUGCAGAACCCAGAUUAUGGACCGGGUUUCGCCUCCAGGGCCGCCGACUCCAGCGGCGAUGGAGAACGGCUCCGGGCCCUGUGGAGAAGAGCGCCCACCCGUGGCCCCGGAGACGACAGUCACCGAGGGGGCCGCCAAGAUCGUCUUCCCCAGCGCUAAUGAGGUCUUCUACAAUCCAGUGCAGGAGUUCAACCGGGACCUCACGUGUGCUGUAAUUACAGAGUUUGCUCGAAUUCAGCUUGGGGCCAAAGGAAUCCAGAUCAAGGUUCCAGGGGAGAACAACCUGCAGAAAGUGGUUGUGGACUUGUCAGAACAAGAGGAUGAAAAACUUAAACCAAAAGAGGGUGAAAACCUGGCUCCAGGAGACCAACCUCGAACAGCUGCUGUGGGGGAGAUCUGUGAGGAAGGCCUGCGGGUGCUGGAGGGCCUGGCAGCUUCCGGCUUACGCUCCAUUCGGUUUGCUCGAGAGGUGCCUGGACUCCGAUCUGUGGUUGCCAAUGAUGCUUCUGCCCAGGCGGUAGAUCUUAUGCGUCGGAACAUCGAGCUCAAUAAUGUGGGCCACUUGGUACAGCCCAGCCAGGCAGAUGCCCGGAUGCUCAUGUACCAGCACCAGAGGGUGUCGGAGCGCUUUGAUGUCAUUGACCUGGACCCUUAUGGCAGCCCUGCCUCCUUUCUGGAUGCUGCAGUGCAGGCUGUCAGUGAAGGAGGACUGCUGUGUGUCACUUGCACGGAUAUGGCUGUGCUGGCAGGGAACAGCGGCGAGACAUGCUACAGCAAGUAUGGGGCCAUGGCGCUCAAGAGCCGCGCCUGCCAUGAGAUGGCGCUGCGGAUCGUGCUACACAGCCUGGACCUCCGCGCCAACUGCUACCAGCGCUUCAUCGAACCACUGCUCAGUAUCAGCGCUGACUUCUAUGUGCGUGUGUUUGUGCGCGUCUUCACCGGCCAGGCCAAAGUCAAAGCCUCAGCCAGCAAGCAGGCCCUGGUGUUCCAGUGCGUGGGCUGCGGUGCCUUCCACCUACAGCGCUUGGGGAAAGCCUCGGAGGCCGCUGGCGGCCGAGUCAAGUUCUCGGCGGCCUGCGGCCCUCCAGUGAGCCCCGAGUGUGAGCACUGUGGACAGCGACACCAGCUCGGCGGCCCCCUGUGGGCAGUGCCCAUCCACAACCUGGACUUCGUGGGCCAUGUCCUUGAGGCUGUGAGUGUGAACCCCGGCCGCUUUCACACCUCGCAGCGGAUCCGAGGGGUCUUGAGCGUCAUCACCGAGGAGCUCCCAGAUACCCCUCUCUACUACACACUGGACCAGCUAAGCUCCACCAUCCACUGCAACACGCCCAGCCUCCUGCAGCUGCGGUCGGCCCUCCUCCAUGCUGGCUUCCAGGUGUCGCUGUCCCAUGCUUGUAAGAAUGCCGUGAAGACCAACGCCCCAUCCUCCGCCCUGUGGGACAUCAUGCGCUGCUGGGAGAAGGAGUGCCCUGUGAAACGCGAGCGGCUGUCAGAGAGCAGCCCUGCAUUCCGCAUUCUCAGUGUAGAGCCCAGGCUUCAGGCCAACUUCACCAUCCGAGAGGAUGCCAACCCAAGCUCCCGCCAGCGAGGCCUCAAGCGCUUCCAGGCCAACCCAGAGGCCAACUGGGGUCCCCGGCCCCGAGCUCGGCCAGGGGGUAAGGCAGCCAGUGAAACUAUAGAGGAAAAACGCCGAGUUCUGCAGAAUAAGAGGAAAGAGCCAGCCGAGGACCUGGCCCAGAGGGCUGCCCGCCUCAAGACAUUUCCUUGCAAGCGGUUCAAGGAGGGUACCUGUCAGCGGGGAGACCAGUGCUGCUACUCACACAGCCCCCCUGCACUCAGAACCCCCGUCGAUGCUGCCCCCAUGGACUGUCCAGAGACCCCCUACCAGAGCUCUCCCAGGCCAGCAGCUGCUGCUGGGCCAGGGGUAGACUAAGCCAAUAAAAAGAUGCCCCUGCUGGGCGCCAGUGGCUCACGCCUGUAAUCCUAGCUACUUGGGAGGCUGAGAUCUGAGGGUCGUGGUUCAAAGCCAGCCUAGGGAAGUCAAGUCUGUGAGACUUUUAUCUACAAUAAACUAAAAG
Messenger RNA from Perognathus longimembris pacificus (Pacific pocket mouse), 2333 nucleotides. It is a transcript of the gene Trmt1, whose product is annotated as tRNA methyltransferase 1. Gene Ontology annotation, biological process: tRNA N2-guanine methylation. NCBI's taxonomy places the organism in Eukaryota, Metazoa, Chordata, Mammalia, Rodentia, Heteromyidae. Gene Ontology annotation, molecular function: RNA binding; metal ion binding. Gene Ontology annotation, cellular component: nucleus. Bases 209 to 2188 code for a protein of 659 amino acids. The record is from RefSeq and is a predicted model, not a curated record. The transcript is spliced from 16 exons.